AUGAGGUGUACUCAAGAUGGAGGUGGGUGUUCAGCUUUUGGCCAUUCCUGUUUUGGAGGACACGGGAAGCGCUCAGAAAACUCACAGGCAUCAAGCUCCGAAAUAAUGAGUGGUCGACAACUAGGACAGGAAGAGACGCCACCUCACCCUGUCUACCCUCACUCUGGUUAUGGAAUCUUGCCUUCUGGUGACGACAUCAUACCGAUCAGGGAUGGUGGUGUAUACGAACGCGAGGACAACCCAAGAGAUGUAAUGAGAAUGAAGCUUCGAAAUAUCGUUAAAAAUUGGAUGGAAAACUUCAGACGAUCACAACAGAAUGAAGAUGGACUCUACAUUGAAAAUUUGUAA
Molecule: messenger RNA, 348 nt
Organism: Pieris macdunnoughi
Lineage: Eukaryota; Metazoa; Arthropoda; Insecta; Lepidoptera; Pieridae
Source: the annotation of a GenBank genome assembly